Fraxinus pennsylvanica is the source of this 429-nucleotide messenger RNA. NCBI's taxonomy places the organism in Eukaryota, Viridiplantae, Streptophyta, Magnoliopsida, Lamiales, Oleaceae. The record is from the annotation of a GenBank genome assembly.
AUGGAGAUGUUGGAAAUUCUUGACUUGUCUAGAAAUCAGCUUUCAGGAGAAAUACCGAAUAGCCUUGCAGAUCUAAAUUUUCUCAGCGUUUUGGACUUAUCGUACAAUAAUUUUACCGGAAAGAUUCCUUUAGGCAUUCAACUACAAAGCUUCAACUCCUCUAUAUAUACUGGGAAUAGCCAACUUUGUGGGCAGCCUCUAGCUAAGUGUCCAGGAGACAUUUCCAAUGGUUCUGCUUCUGAUCACGGAGAGGGGAAUAGUUUUGAAGAAGAUGAUGGGUUUAUAACGCAUGACUUUUAUAUCUGCAUGGCAUUUGGUUUCAUUAUUGGAUUCUGGAAAAUUUCUGAAGUGAAGGAGCCCCUUUCGAGAGACAAGAAAGUGUUGGCUGGAGAGAGGCAGGGACUACGGAUGGCAUUGUUUCUGCUCUAG